Molecule: messenger RNA, 2793 nt
Organism: Silurus meridionalis
Lineage: Eukaryota; Metazoa; Chordata; Actinopteri; Siluriformes; Siluridae
Gene: dusp4
Product: dual specificity phosphatase 4
Exons: 4
Coding region: 198-1298 (366 amino acids)
Biological process (GO): protein dephosphorylation; endoderm formation; negative regulation of MAPK cascade
Cellular component (GO): cytoplasm; nucleus
Molecular function (GO): MAP kinase tyrosine/serine/threonine phosphatase activity; protein tyrosine/threonine phosphatase activity
Source: RefSeq, a predicted model, not a curated record
GGAAGAGCUCUUCUCCGCCUGUGGUAGUAAAGCUCUCGGGAGGAUAAGUGCGCAAGAGGAGACUGCGAACACGAAAACCUGUGGUUCUUCUUUACUGGUUCGUUUCUAAUAGAAAAAAAGAGGAGAAGUAAAAAAAGAAAGACGCACACACAAAAACAGCUCCGUUUGUACGCUAGAGAUAUCAGCUCGACAGUAGGAUGGAGCAGCUGAGUGAAAUGGAGUGCGGAGUGCUGAAGCGGCUGCUGAAGGAGGAAAACACGGCGCGGUGCCUGCUGCUGGACUGCCGCUCGUUCCUGGCGUUCAGCUCCUGCCACAUCCGGAGCGCCGUGAACGUCCGCUGCAACACGAUCGUGCGCCGGAGAGCGAAGGGAUCCGUGUCUCUGGACCAGAUCCUGGCCGGUGAUGAGGAGGUGAAGUGCAGACUGAUCUCGGGCCUCUAUUCGGCCGUUAUCCUGUACGAUGAGCGCACUCCGGACGCGGACGCUCUCAAAGACGACAGCACCAUCGCACUGGUGUUUAAUGCGCUGGGCAGAGACACCUUCAACACAGAGGUCUAUCUCCUCAAAGGAGGUUACGACCGGUUUUUCUCUCAGUAUCCAGAAUACUGUUUGAAGAGCAAAACUCUGGCCAUGGCGGCGUCUCAGAGCAGCACUGAGGCGAGCUGUACCUCCUGCACAACUCCACAACACGACCAGGGUGGCCCCGUGGAGAUCCUCCCCUUCCUGUUUCUCGGCAGCGCCUUCCACGCAUCCAAAAAGGACAUGCUGGACGGCAUGGGCAUCUCUGCCUUGCUGAACGUGUCUUCAAAUUGUCCCAACCACUUUGAAGGAGCCUACCAGUAUAAGUGCAUCCCGGUGGAAGACAACCACAAGGAGGACAUCAGCUCCUGGUUCAUCGAAGCCAUCGACUUCAUAGACUCUGUGAAAGACUCCAAAGGCCGUGUCCUUGUUCAUUGUCAAGCGGGGAUUUCACGUUCAGCUACCAUUUGCCUGGCCUACCUGAUGAAGAAGAAGCGCGUGUGCCUGGACGAGGCUUUCGAGUUUGUCAAGCAGCGGCGCAGCAUCAUCUCGCCCAAUUUCAGUUUCAUGGGCCAGCUGCUGCAGUUUGAGUCACAGGUGCUGGCCACGUCAUGCUCAGUGGAGGCAGCCAGCCCGUCAGCCACUCUGGGGCCCAAGUCUUCCCCAUCUAAAAGCUCACCCUUCAUCUUCAGCUUCCCUAUGGGGCCGGUGGGGCCACACGGGCAGCCCAGUAGCCUUUCCUACUUGCAGAGUCCGAUCACCACCUCACCCAGCUGCUGAUAAACUGCCCAAACAAUCUCAGACUGGGGUGUGAAUGAACUGAGGCCUCACUAAUGAAGGAUACUUGUAUGGACAGUCCCUCUGAGGGGGUUGGGGGAAUUGUCACAAAUGUUCACCCUUAACGUUUUACCCACCGAAGUUUGAUUAGUGGCUGGGCAGCUGGAAGGGGAUCUCCAGCAAUCAAUCAUGAACUUGGCAAAGACAAGAAGAAGAAUGACUUUGUAUUCACCUGUGAGAGCAAUGUAUUUCGUGUUCUUCCAAAGCCCUGCUGUUUGAUUUGGUAGGGUGGGUUGGAGACAUGCAUCCUCCUUUCCCUGCUGUCUCACUUCCUGACAAAGAGCAGUAGGCCCUUCGGCUGUGCCAGGUGCUGUACACUGUGUCCAGGACUGUUGGCUUUCGGUUUUCCUCCUCCUCCUUUUCUUAGUCAGAAAGAAAAAGUCCAGCACAGACAGAACCUGCUCGUGGUCAGGGGGUUCAUGCAGCAUGUUUCAUUUGUAUUUGUUUUGUUUGUUUGUUUUUUGUGGUCAGUGCCUUCUACAGAGAAGGUACAGGCACAGAAGGGUCUGUCUUGGCAAUCACAUCCUGAACAUCACCUUCCCUGUAUGAUCAGAUCUUUGAAGGCGGUCUCCGUCUUUUAACCGAAACAGAGCAAUAACUUUUCUCUGCCUCUUCCCAGUUGCCACCAAAGCACUGCCGUGUUUCAGAUGUCUAUCACACUGUACGAUCAUACCCUUCAUGUCUUAGUUUCUGUUCUAAUCAUUUGUAAAGUAGCAAGCUCGGGCGUUAUCGCCGCCGUACGCGUUGCAAGCUGUCGAAUUCUCCGGGAACCGAAUGUUCUCGUUUUUUUUAAAACUCAUUUUGGUACAGAUUUGUUUUGUGAAGUGUACACAGAUUUCCCUAGGUCACUAUGAUAGGUCUAACCACUGUAACCUUUAUUUCUCACGUAAACGUGGAUCCGUUAACGGCAGCAACUCUUGGUGCCGUGGGACUGCACCGGAUGAACAUAUAAACAGAAUGAAGACGUCCGCAAUCUUCUCUAUGUUUAUGUUAAGACACCGCUCAGCAAGAGACUCCACCUUUUGACUCCUUCCACUUGCCUUGAAGAGUAGACUUCAUCUCAACAAUGAAUUGAGGGUUUCCUGGUUUCACGUUUCCUGACAAAUGUGGGCACCUUUUUUCUUUUUAAAGAGCACUUUUUAAGUGAUGCAAUAUGCUGAGGUUUUGUUUUGCACACGACCGGAGUAGAUAAAUGUAGAGUACAGUUUGCGUUUGUUACGCCCGUUAGAGCUUUACUUCGUUGUCCAUGUAAAUUCCAUGGUCUGUCAACACAUCACUGAUAAAUGCAAUACUUUUUACUGAAUCUGUCAACUCAGACGUUUAGACUGCCUAUGGCAAUAUCAGUCAGUUGAAUUUUUAAAGCGAUUUGUUGUGUAUGUAUAGUUUUAUUUAUUCCUUGACUUCCAUUGUCAAAUAUAACUACGUUCUUUAAUAAAAA